This is a messenger RNA of Achroia grisella, 3789 nucleotides long. RefSeq names its product ubiquilin-1 (gene Ubqn). The transcript is spliced from 11 exons. Gene Ontology annotation, molecular function: polyubiquitin modification-dependent protein binding. Gene Ontology annotation, biological process: ubiquitin-dependent protein catabolic process. NCBI's taxonomy places the organism in Eukaryota, Metazoa, Arthropoda, Insecta, Lepidoptera, Pyralidae. The coding region runs from base 110 to 1705 and encodes 531 amino acids. The record is from RefSeq and is a predicted model, not a curated record. Gene Ontology annotation, cellular component: cytosol.
CCGUCAAACUAAACUAGUCUGUCUGAUCUGUGGUCAAAUUCUAUAGUGCUUGUCUUGUACAUAUUUUUACUUUUCCGCCAAAGUACAGAGUCAUUCUAGAUUUGCCAAAAUGGCAGAGGGCCAAGAAGAACCUAAAAAAAUUACAAUUACAGUGAGAACUCCAAAAGAGAAACAACAAGUGGAAAUAGAAGAAGAUGCAGACAUAAAAAAGUUAAAAGAUGUACUGUCACCAAAAUUCAAUGCUGAACCGGAGCAACUGUGCCUCAUCUUUGCCGGAAAGAUAAUGAAUGAUGCCGACACUUUGAAACAGCAUAACAUCAAGGAUGGAUUGACAGUUCACCUUGUUAUCAAGACGCCUCCCAGGCCGGAGCCAGAAGGUGCAGCCCGGCGCCCACCAGCUGAUAUUGGUGCUACACCUUUUGGACUGAAUUCAUUAGGUGGACUUGCUGGUCUAGAAAGUCUGGGCCUUGGUCAAAGUACAUUUAUGGAUUUGCAGGCCCGUAUGCAACAAGAGAUUUUGUCAAACCCAGAUAUGUUGCGGCAAGUUCUAGACAACCCUUUAGUGCAGCAAAUGAUGAAUGAUCCUGAAAACAUGAGAUCACUGAUCACAUCCAAUCCACAAAUGCAGGAUCUCAUGGCUAGGAAUCCUGAGAUAAGUCAUAUGUUAAACAACCCAGAGCUGUUGCGUCAAACUAUGGAACUGGCACGGAAUCCUGCUAUGUUACAAGAAUUAAUGCGGUCUCAUGACCGUGCAUUGUCUAAUCUGGAAAGCAUACCUGGUGGUUACAAUGCUCUGCAGAGAAUGUAUAGAGAUAUUCAAGAGCCUAUGUUAAAUGUUGCUAGUAGCAUGGCAGGAAAUCCAUUUUCUGGACUGGUGGAUAAUUCAGAUGGUACUAAUCCGCAACAAGGAGCAGAAAACCGUCAACCUCUGCCCAACCCAUGGCAGCGCGGCGGUGGCGGAGGCGGUGGAGCGGCGGGGGCUGCAACCCCGGGCGCUGGUACUGGCGCGGGCGCCGGCGCCGGCCCAGGCCUCAUCAACACGCCCGGCAUGCAGUCGCUGCUGCAGCAGAUGUCGGAGAACCCGCGCCUCGUCCAGUCCAUGCUCUCCGCGCCCUACACCAAUGAUAUGCUACAAGCCCUCUCUGCCAACCCAGAUAUGGCUGCACAGCUUAUUAAUCAAAAUCCAAUGUUUGCAAACAAUCCCCAACUGCAAGAUCAAAUUCGUACAAUGAUGCCGCAAAUGCUCACCCAGCUACAGAAUCCUGAGAUGCAACAGAUGAUGUCGAACCCACAGGCUUUGAACGCGCUGCUGCAAAUUCAACAAGGCAUGGAGCAGCUGCGCGCGGCCGCCCCGAGUUUGGUGCCCAACCUGGGACUGGGCGUGGGCGCGGCCGCCGCCACCCCCACCACGCCUGCCGCCCCCGCCGCGCCCACCACCGGGACGCCACCCGCGCAGAACGCUAGGCAGCAACCCAACCCGGAAUUGUUCACACAGUUCAUGCAGCGAAUGGUGGCAGCGAUGGCGAACAAUCAAAACAACUCGUCCCAGCCGCCCGAACAACGCUAUUCUCAACAGCUGGAACAGCUAGCUGCUAUGGGUUUCCUCAACCGUGAAGCAAAUUUGCAAGCACUGAUCGCGACUUUCGGCGAUGUAAAUGCGGCAGUAGAGAGGCUACUGGCGCUGGGCCAAUUGUCCAUGAGCUAACACUCGGGCGCCUCAUAAUGCGCGUCCCCAUACCACGGCUACAACUUGCUUACGACACCUAACCUGUACUGUAACAUGCAGCCAUGUUCCUAUCUAAACAAACAUUAAUUUCUUAUUUAUAUAUGAGAUUAUAAUAAAUAUAUACUUUAUGAAUGAGCAUUUCAAGUUGAACUCAACAAAAUUCAUUGGUAUCUAAUUUCAAAAUUUUGUUAAAAAUAUGCACUAAACUCAAAAGUGAUGGGUUGAUUAAGCACUUAUAGUAUUGGUUUAUUUAUUAAGGAACGGAUUUGCAAUAGAAUUUUAGUUUGUUGAAUAUAUAAUUAAUAUACAAUUGUAUCAUUUGUGUAUUGAUUUGUUUUGAGUAAUAAAUAAUAACUAAUAAUUAUAAAAAUAUUUAUUACAUCAGGAAGAUUUGUUUUUAUAGAGAGUACUCUAUAUAAAAACUGAAAUAUAUCUGGUUAAGUAAAUAUUUUUAUAUUGACAUUAAUGAAAGUUUAAGUUCAUACUAAAAAAGACGUUAUGUUAUGUAAGUAAGGAUCAAUUCGAAAAUUAUGUUUUGGGACCGUAAUAAUUACUGUAUUAAAGGUCAGAUACGACUUGCUACUUCGUAAUUAAUGAACGUAAGUUUUCACAUAUUAUUUGUAUGUAUAAUGUUCGGGUAGUUAUAAAUCGAUAUGGCGUCCUAAGCCUCAUUAUUUAUGUAAUGUGGUGUUUAGAUCACAUUAGUGGCGGACUAUUCCGGCUGUGGUUAUCCCUAACUGUUAAUAUAAGUUUAUGUACUGCAUUAAAUUUAAAUAGGGGCCCACAAAUAAUUAUUCCUACAGUCCCUUUAAACGAGGCAAUAUUCUAAUAGGAAAGGUCUAAAAUGUAUGAGUAUGAAUAAGUUUAACAUAUACCUUAUAUUAUUACCAGCUUCUCAAUUAUGCUUUGCCUAUAGGUCAAGUCAUAAUUUGGAAAUCAAUAUCUGUGGAUAAUCUAGCAAAGAUUUACAGAAAACUCAUUUAGUGGACCCCUAACUAUUAACAGUACUUUAGUCCGCCUGUGGUCCACAGAGAAAUAAUUUUGUUAAAGAAUUCAUGCCACGUUAAUUAAUUUAUUGUCAUUGCACUGUGUUAAACCUUAUCGUUUAUAGUUGGCAGUCACUAUGUUUCGGUACAGCUAUUCUAAGCUGUGUUUAUUAUUUCAAGUUACAAAACUUGUGUUAGUUAUGACUUUAUAUACACAAUAUAUUCCAUUAUAGUUUAUAUAUAAUAAUACUAUCUAUAUUAGAAAAUUAAAUCAAUAGUCAUUGUAAACGAUGUUAGCAAUUAGAAUUCGUAAAUUAGUAUCACUGACACUUGUUUAUGUCAAUAAAAUUAAAUAAAUAUUAAAUAAACUACUAUGUAGCUACAAUAUUCAUGUAGCUAUGUUACAAUCCCAAAGUGGGUGAGUAGCCAAACUACAGAAUUCAGAUUCUAAAUGCCUAUACUGUGACCAUCUACAAAAUAACUUAGGCAAUUUAUACAAGUGUAUGCACUUUACGAAUAAAUUUCAUUCCUUCUUUUAGGUUACUAUAGAAUGUGAAAAUGUUUAAAUUUAUUUUAUAGCAAUAUUAUUUUAAAGUAUAAUUGGGCAUAAAAUCACCUUGUGUAUUUACUACAUUCUUUAAUGAAUUUUUGUAUUUAUCUUGUUUACAAGAUGAAUACCAUAAAUGUUAUAGUUAUUAUUUGCAUAAAAUAUAUUAAGAUAUGGAAGUGCGUUCUACGUAAUGACCAAAAUGAGUCCUAACAUAUUAUACUUUAUUUCACAAAGGUUUGUAACAACGACAAUGGCGUAGAAGUUACGCGAUUGUUGUAAUAAUAAUAAUGUAUCAGAUUAAUUAUUAUAAUGUUACUUAUUCCCAGACCCUUUUUUUUAAUUUUUCCGUAUGAAUAAACUGAUAGACUGUUUUCGGAAAUGCAUUUCAUUGUAUUUUUUUAAGAUCGCAAACACAUCUGGGGAACGAAAAGCCCGCUUUACACGAAUAGUGGGAUUUACGUUGUAUAACCCGCCGAAUUUAUUAGGUUUCGCACACUGAAAGCAUAUACUAAUAUACUGGUAUAUUU